Molecule: messenger RNA, 1221 nt
Organism: Scomber japonicus (chub mackerel)
Lineage: Eukaryota; Metazoa; Chordata; Actinopteri; Scombriformes; Scombridae
Product: UDP-glucuronosyltransferase 2C1-like
Exons: 1
Coding region: 1-1107 (368 amino acids)
Molecular function (GO): UDP-glycosyltransferase activity
Source: RefSeq, a predicted model, not a curated record
AUGGGGAAAUGUCGUCUCCAAGUUCCUCUUGUUUUCAAUGUUAGAUGGACCAUUCAAGGUGAAGCUCAUUUUCUUAUUGCCCCCUCACCUCUGUCAUACAUUCCUUUUACUGCAACAGAGUUGACAGAUAAGAUGACUUUCUCUCAGAGGGUCAAGAAUGUUUUGAGCUAUAUACUUGGGAUGUACACACUAUCAUACGUCACAGAACCUCACUACAAACCAGUGGUUAUGAAGUACUUUGGCCCUGAUGUGGAUUACUCAACUUUUUUUCUCGAUGCUGAUAUAUGGCUUAUGAGAAAUUAUUUUAUCUUUGAAUUUCCACAUCCUACAAUGCCAAAUAUAAUCUACAUGGGUGGAUUUCAGUGCAAGCCCCCUAAGCCGCUCCCUGCCGACUUGGAGGAUUUUGUCCAGAGUUCUGGAGAUCAUGGGAUCAUUAUGAUGACAUUAGGAACUUUAGUCGAGAAUCUUCCUCCACAUGUUGCUGAGGAGAUUGCUGCAGCCUUUGCUCAACUGCCUCAGAAGGUUGUAUGGAGGUAUAAAGGACAAAGGCCAGCCAACCUGGGCAAUAACACAUUACUGGUCAACUGGCUACCACAGAACGACCUCUUAGGACAUCCCAAAACUAGAGUGUUUGUGGCCCACGGAGGCACUAACGGGGUUCAGGAGGCUAUUUACCACGGAGUUCCAAUAGUUGGACUUCCUUUAUUCUUCGAUCAGCCUGAUAACCUCUCCAGAAUCAGAGCAAAGGGAGGAGCUGUGAACAUAGAUAUUGCAAUGCUUCAUAGACACGUCUUUGGAAAUGCACUGAAGACAGUUCUUUACACUUCCUCUUACAGGGAAAACAUGCAGAAGCUCUCAAGGCUGCACAGAGAUCAGCCAAUGAAACCACUGGACAAGGCUGUGUUUUGGAUAGAAUAUGUUAUAAGACAUAAAGGAGCUCGUCAUCUGCAGGCACAGUCCAACAAAAUGUCCUGGUUUGUUUACAACUCUGUUGAUGUCAUUGCAGCUUUGCUGACAGUUGUUUUUCUUAUGACAUUCACCUGCAUUUUAAUUGUAAGGCUGUUGUGGAGAAUGAUUUUUGUUGGGACAAAAGUCAAACAUGAAUAAAAGGUUUUGUUUUGUGUAUGAAAUCCAAGCAAUACUGAAAAUAUGCUAGUGACUGUUUUGAUUCAUAAAGUAUGAAAAAUAAACUUUGCCUCUUGACAUGAUUAAGGCUUAUAA